GCUCUCAGCGAGUGUGCCUGCGCGCGAGCCGGCGAGCGGCGCGCGGGCGGCCCGAGCCUUGGCGGCGGCGGCGGCGGACACAGCAGCGGCUGCGGCGGCGGUGCUGACACCUCCCACCAUGGACAGCUUCGACUUAGCCCUGCUCCAGGAAUGGGACCUCGAGUCGCUGUGGGGUGAAGACAUCUUAAGCCAGAGGAAUGAUUCUCUAGUUCUGGAAUUUCAGUCAUCAGCCAGCAGAUGCAGGAGCGUCUAUGAACCAGAUAGGAGUGCAUUACGGAGGAAAGAACGAGAACGAAGAAGCCAGGAAGCGCAGCAGGACAGUGGCGGCUUUAAUUCCAGUUACUCUCUCUUCAGUGAACCCUACAAGACUAACAAGGGGGAUGAACUCUCCAACCGGAUCCAGAAUACAUUAGGAAAUUAUGACGAAAUGAAAGACUUUUUAACCGACAGAUCCAACCAGAGCCAUCUCGUCGGUGUCCCCAAGCCGGGUGUUCCCCAGACUCCCGUGAACAAGGUAGAUGAGCAUUUUGCAGCUGAGUCGAGAGCCCAGCCCCAGCCCUCAUCUGUCUGUAGCACUGCGUCUUCCACACCUGCAGCUGUCUCUGUGCAGCAGAGUAAGAGGGGCACCAUGGGCUGGCAGAAGACUGGGCACUCAUCGUCUGACGGCCAACAGAGAGCAGCACAACAGGGCUCUCUCAGGACCUUGCUUGGUGAUGGUGUCGGCAGACAGCAGACAAGGGCCAAGCAAGUAUGCAAUGUGGAGGCGGGCCUUCAGACCCAGGAGAGGCCCCCUGCCAUGGCGGCCAAGCACAGCAGCAGUGGACACUGUGUUCAGAACUUUCCUCCAUCCUUGGCUUCAAAACCCAGCCUGGUCCAGCAGAAACCAACAGCGUAUGUGCGGCCCAUGGACGGCCAAGACCAGGCUCCUGAUGAGUCUCCCAAGCUUAAGUCAUCCACAGAAACUGGUGUGCACUGCACAUCCUACAGAGGGGUCCCAGGCAACAAACCCGAGUCAGCCAGAGCCAAAGCCAAGCUUGCUAAGUUCAGCAUCCCCAAGCAAGGAGAGGAGAGUAGAUCUGGAGAGAGCAACAGCUGUGUGGAAGAAAUAAUUCGGGAGAUGACCUGGCUUCCUCCACUCUCUGCUAUUCAAGCUCCUGGCAAGGUGGAACCUGGCAAGUUUCCAUUCCCAAAUAAGGACUCCCAACUUGUAUCCUCUGGACACAAUAAUCCAAAGAAAGCUGACGCGGAGCCGGAGAGUCCAGACAAUGGCACAUCGAAUACAUCAAUGCUAGAAGAUGACCUUAAACUAAGUAGUGACGACGAAGAGAGUGAACAGCAGGCAGCCCAGAGAACAGCUCUCCGCGGUCUAUCUGACAGCUCCGUGGCCCAGCAGACCAACUGCAGAGGUUCCGUGCCAUCCAGCAAGGGCAGCAGCAGCGGCAGCGGCAGCAGCAGCAGCAGCUCCUCCAGCGACUCCGAGAGCAGCUCCGGAUCCGACUCCGAGACGGAGAGCAGCUCCAGUGAGAGCCAGGGCAGCAAGCCUCCACACUGCUCCAGCCCCGAGGCCGAGCCUGCGCCGUCUAACAAGUGGCAGCUGGAUAAAUGGCUAAACAAAGUCAAUCCUCACAAGCCGCCUAUUCUGAUCCAAAAUGAAAGUCACGGCCCGGAAAGGAAUCAAUACUACCCGCCUGUGAAAGAUGAAGGGCAGGACUGCGGGAAACUUCCUGAGAUUUGCCAAGCCAGCCUGAGAGACAAGGACCUCAAGACUGCCUGCAAGGAGGAGCAGCGACCUAGGACGGCAAACAAGGCCCCUGGCAGCAAAAGUGUAAAGCAAAAGUCUCCGCCUGCCGCCGCAGUGGCUGUGACCACAGCUGCCCCGCCACCUGCAGUGCCCAGCGCACCCGCGGAGAGCGCGCCAGCACCCACCAGGAGGUCAGCGGGCAAGAAGCCCACCCGGCGCACAGAGAGAACCUCAGCUGGGGACAGUGCCAACUGCCACCGGCCAGAGGAGCCCGUGGCCUCAGACACACUGGGGGCAAGUGUGGUGGGACCCCCAGAGCCUCCCAAAACCAGGCCCUGUGGUAACAGCAGGACCAGCCACCGCAAGGACCUGCGCUCCUCCGUGACCUGUGAAAAAAGGCGCACGCGGGGGCUGAGCAGAAUUGUCCCUAAAUCCAAGGAGUUUAUUGAGACAGAAUCUUCCUCUUCCUCUUCCUCCUCGGACUCGGACCUAGAAUCGGAACAAGAGGAGUAUGUCCUGUCCAAGACUCAGACCAGCGCUGGGAACGAGCCUCGGCUAAAGGAAGCCACCAGCAGCAACUGCAGCACCUCCCGGGCCCCUGUGGGCUCCAUCAACGCCAGGACCACCAGUGACAUUGCCAAGGAGCUAGAGGAACAGUUCUACACGCUGGUCCCCUUUGGCCGGAAUGAACUGCUUUCUCCUCUAAAGGACAGCGAUGAGGUCAGGUCUCUCUGGGUCAAAAUUGACCUGACCCUCCUGUCCCGGAUCCCAGAACACCUGUCCCAGGAGCCUGGGAUCUUGAGUGCUCCUGCAGCCAAGGACAAUGACAGUGUGCCAGCCAGCCAUGCAUUAGACACACCUGCCGAAAAGACUUUGCCGAAAUCCAAGAGGAAACGCAAGUGUGACAACGAAGAUGACUACAGGGAGAUAAAGAAGGCCCCAGGAGAGAAAGAGAGUGCUUCACGCCUGGCUGCCUCUGCUAAUAAUGCCUUGUCUGGGAGCCACUGCAACCUGAACAUCAACAGCUUGGCAAUACCAAUAAACAAAAAUGAAAAAAUGCUCCGGUCACCCACUUCGCCACUCUCUGACGCCUGUAAACACAAAUACUCCAGUGAGGACCUGACUUCUUCCAGCCGCCCUCACGGCAAUGGGGUGUUGACUUCUGCCUCUUCCAACAAAAAGCCUAAGGCUGACAGCCAGCUGCAGUCACACGCCGGAGACCUCACGAAAGCAGCUCACAACAGUUCCGAAAAUGGCAUCCUCCAUACCAAGUCACGGCCGCAGACUGAGCCAUGGUCUCCAGGUUCCAAUGGCCACAGGGACUGCAAGAGGCAGAAGCUGAUCUUCGAUGACAUGCCUCGUAGUGCAGAUUAUUUUAUGCAAGAAGCUAAACGGAUGAAGCAUAAAGCAGAUGCGAUGGUGGAGAAGUUUGGGAAGGCCUUGAACUAUGCCGAAGCAGCCUUGUCCUUCAUCGAGUGUGGAAAUGCAAUGGAACAAGGCCCAAUGGAAUCCAAGUCUCCAUACACCAUGUAUUCUGAGACGGUGGAGCUCAUCAGGUAUGCUAUGAGACUAAAAACCCACUCAGGCCCCAACGCUACCCCAGAGGACAAACAACUAGCUGCGCUUUGUUACCGAUGCCUGGCUCUCCUAUACUGGCGGAUGUUUCGACUCAAAAGGGACCACGCUGUAAAGUAUUCGAAAGCACUGAUCGACUAUUUCAAGAAUUCAUCGAAAGCUGCCCAAGCCCCGUCUCCAUGGGGGUCCAGUGGCAAGAGCACUGGAAGCCCAUCCCCCAUGUCUCCCAACCCUUCUCCCACCAGCUCCGUGGGGUCUCAGGGCAGUCUCUCCAGCUCCAAUGCCCUGUCCCCAUCCACCAUCGUCAGCAUCCCCCAGCGCAUUCAUCAGAUGGCAGCCAAUCACGUCAGCAUCACCAACAGCAUCCUCCACAGCUAUGACUACUGGGAGAUGGCUGACAACCUGGCCAAGGAGAACAGAGAGUUCUUCAAUGACCUGGACUUGCUCAUGGGACCUGUCACCUUGCACAGCAGCAUGGAACACCUGGUCCAGUACUCCCAGCAAGGCCUGCACUGGCUGCGGAGCAGCGCACACCUGUCCUAGGGACCAUGCCCUUGAGCCAGACUGCAUUUUCCUCUCCUCGGUGGCUCAAUGUUUCUGGACACUGUGCUACUGACAUUCCCAGCCCACAGCAUUUCCCAAAUCGCGGUGAACGUUUCCUCAGAGUCCAACAGUGAUUCUUUUCUGGGGCGUGUGUGUUUAGGUGUGGGUUUAUACGAAGCUUUCUGCGUGUGUGUGUGUGUGUGUGUGUGUGUGUGUGUGUGUGUGUGUGUAAGAUCAACAGCUCUUCAAAACAUGUUUUGUCUGGUUCCUAUAAUCCCAAGCUAGACAAGUGAUUAGAGGUUCCUCGCUGGAGGAAAUCCGCAUAGCACGCGUGUGCUCACAUGCUCACAGACACAUCCCACCCCCAGUGCUAAGCCAUUGCCUUCUUAGACAGUUCCACCAAAAUCUCAUGUGUUGCUGAACCUGGUGCGAUCCAGCACACCAAAUCAUAACUGCUGGAUGAGUUGAACCUAGCUCUUAUAUUAUUACUUUCAGUAUUAUAUACAAUUCCCCAAUUACUUUUGGUUGUUGUAUAUUAAUGAGUAAUUGAAUAAUGGAAACAAGUCAGUUAUUUUUGUGCCAGAAGUUCACUAGUUUGCAUGUUACCAAAUGCCUUGCCCCUCUUCCCAUACCCUCCCCCAGCCCUCAUUAGCUACUGAACUGAACACAUUAUAAGCCAGCGGAGUCCCACAAACUUCCCUUGCCUUGUCCCCACAUGGUAUAGAAAGGACACCAGGAUUUGGGGAUAGCUCAACAGCCACAAAAGCAACAGUGACCAUUUUGGUUCUUAAUAAAGUCCGCCCCUGUGGCAAGAAGCCCUCCAGGCACAGGGGCCUCCUCUUGCUGCCACUGUGACUCUGUGUGGCUGUUGUCGUCAGCCAGCACAUCUCAAGUCUUCUCUCCACAGUAGCUUUCUCACACCUUGUCUCAGCCAGAUGAAGACGGUGCCAUCUCUAGAUCUGUCGGCUGCCUAUAAGACUGGGAGCGGUUUGCCGCGGUGACACCGUCCGCACACAGUGGGUGGCUCCAGGCCUUGGUGCAUUUCAGUUUGGAGAAUACUUUUCAGGCUUUCGUUAACAAGCUGCUUCCAGUGCAGGGAAAGUUAUCCCUUUGAUGAUCACAACUCUAGAACAGCAACGACCGGAGUGUCUUGCAUAUAUCUUGAGCAUCUGCUCUAUGUGUGUCUUGACCAUGGUUCUUUUCUGGGUUGGUUUUUUUUGUUGAUGUUGUUGUUGUCGUUGGGUGUUUUUUUUUUUCGAGUUUGUGUAUUUAGUUUUUCAGCAUCUUGUUUACAGUUUUUGUCUGAAGUUUGUUUUCUCAUGUUUUGUCAUACCUUAGACUUAGUCUUCUUGUCAAAUAUACGUGGACCUGAAAUAUUAGUAUAAAGAAAUAAGUCCUGCCAACAAGGUGUAUCUUGCCACACUUUAAAGACAAACUAAUGUCCUUGGGUUUACUUGUCCCUACUCUACCACGUCAACCAGAGGAAGAUAGGUAAGGCCACCUCUGCAGUUCACUGUUGAAGGUGGCAGGGUCCCAUAGAGUGUGUGUGUUCUGUGUUUCCACUGUCUCCCUGUGAAUUUAGUUAUGUUCACAUUACCAUUCUGUCAGCCUUCUCAGUAGGUGGCAGAUAAGAUUGCCCUCAUUUCCCAGCUCCCAAGGCAAAUUCGACAUUGUACAAACAGUUGACCAUGGUUUGGAUUCCUACCAAACUGAAUUAUGGGAUUUGCAUUUGGCUUUGACCCUCAAACACUUGAAAUUUUUAGCUGUACAUGGACUUCGGAUGUUUUGAGCCAGAAUUUUUUUUUUAAGAUGGACUAUUUGUGGAUACAUAAUUAGGUAUCUUGGGGGAGAAGACUCAAGUCUAAACAUGAAAUUGAUUUACGUUUCAUCUGUACCUUGUAUUCAUGAAGGCAGCGUCUGCAGCAUCAGUUGUAAGCUAUGUCCAUGAGGCAGGUAUGGGAUACACCACUAACAUCAUAUCACUGCUCAAGGAGUUGUCAAUUUCAGAGCAGUUUGGGUUUCAGAUUCUUGAAAUGAGAAUGCCCCACCAUUUCUACGUUUAUAUUUAUCUCUACAGCGCGAUCCAUGUACCCCUUUCACUAAGUGUUGGCAGGUUUGUGAUCUAUCCUAUGUGUAAAUCUGAAUAUAAGAACUUUUGAAUCGCCUUUUGUGCAGGAGUGGGACUUUGUUCUAGUUGCUCUCGGUGAAAUCUGGUGGAAAGUUCAAACUCUCACAUAGAGGGAAGCCCUCAAGGGCUUCUGCGUAACCUUGGGGAGCUUUUCUGGUCCUGCCUCUCUUCAAAUUUAUAGGCUUAGUUGUGACACUCAUUCAAUCCGCAUCCCUGGAAAGCCCCAUCAAAUUGCAAAGGUAGCCUCUGGCUGGUUGUACCAGUGCAGAUGUGAUGAACACACUAGGAACUGUCCCCCCCCCCAAAAAUAUAAACAUGGAGAAACUGGUCUUCUGGGGACACAGUCAGAGCGUACAGCUCCUAUUCCUGUCUCACCCUAUCCAUGGAGCGUGUGUCAGGCCCAGGAUAGGUAAUUUUAUGAAGGAACCGUCUUCCACUUGAUGGGACUCGAUGUUUAUAAUUCUGUUAAGGAGCCAUCUCCCAUUGAAUGCCAUGAAAGUCCUCCAUAACAUGUUCCUUUUCUUAAGUUGGUUUGCAAAUUGACACAUCUUACAUUUUAUAGCUGUAUAAGUCCUACAUGUUCAUUCUAGGGAUGCAAAUAAUGCCGAAAUGUAGCAGAUGUAAGUCUGUGGUUGUUCAGUGAUCUGUAUCCUUCCAGAGGGCUUCCAUUUAAACUAAUGCUUGUUACCCCUUGUUUCUAUUUGAAGACAUACUCCUUCCUCAGACGUUCCACCAAAGUCCAACUGGUCUUCUCUCCCAUGACCUGAGUAGAUGCCACCUCUUGUCACAAUAUUAGACUUAACCUUUGAAAUGGGGUGGCUUACAGGUGACCCUAACAAACUUCAGCCUUAGUACUCUGCAUAUAGGAGUGUCCUGCGCAGAUCAGCCCAGACAGAAAGAUUUGCUUAGGACAGGCGUGUCUGGAAAUGUUCACAUUGCAGAUGGGAACUUGGACCCACUCCUGAGAGGAAUGUACUGGAAAUACACACUAAACAACUGACAAGUUAUGUGCUACAUUAAACACAUGGAAUGCAAUGCAAUGGGACCUUCUGCACCAAAGUGUAUCCUAUAUCUGCAACAAUGGUGUGUGUGCUAUAUAAGAGUGAUGUGUGCAUCUCUGACACCCAUACAAAAUAGACAUAGUCUGUAUAAGUGCAUACAUUUAAAAAUAUAUAUCUACAGUACCGCUGACAUAGACCUGUAGUACGCCUGACAGAUAUUACUAGUGCCUAAUACUGAGCAUAAAUCACUGCGUGUCCAUAUCACCUUAUAAAACCAAUCAAUGCAGCGACAUUAUCUAUGAAUCACAUCCUUAAAACUGUGUAGUAGCAUAUGCAUAUAUAUUUUUAAAUAACAUUUUUCACAGUUUUCCAGAGUUACCAUUGAAAUCUGUAUCGCCAAAAAAAAAAGAGAGGAAAAAAUGCAAGGUGUUUUUUUUUUUUUUUUUUUUUUUAGUGAUGUAGACACUCUUCAGCCCCAGUGAUCUGCGUGUGAUUUCCUAUUUGUAGAUACUCCAGAGACCUUAGCAGUCACCAGCCUUAAUGCAUGUACAGGAUAUUAUUGUGACUUAAUUUAUCUGUAGUUUUUAAUCCAUACAAAAUUGGAAUUUAUAAACGGACUUGGAUUGAAUAUGUCUGCCUUUCUAAGGUUGCAAACAAUACAUUAAAUGAUUUAUG
Messenger RNA from Chionomys nivalis (European snow vole), 7663 nucleotides. It is a transcript of the gene Aff3, whose product is annotated as ALF transcription elongation factor 3. The record is from RefSeq and is a predicted model, not a curated record. NCBI's taxonomy places the organism in Eukaryota, Metazoa, Chordata, Mammalia, Rodentia, Cricetidae. The coding region runs from base 119 to 3859 and encodes 1246 amino acids. The transcript has 24 exons. Gene Ontology annotation, biological process: regulation of gene expression. Gene Ontology annotation, cellular component: nucleus; super elongation complex.